AUGGACUUCAGCUCCAUGAGCUGCCCUCUGAUCUUCACCCUCAGCUUUCUGCUUAUUUUCACUGCCUUGCCUUCUUCAUUCUCUCAGCCAACCGCGGAUGCUCCAGCACCAGCCUCCGAUUCGUGCAACGGCGUUUUCUUAUCGUACGCCUACACUACCGGAGCCAAGCUCCCGCCCGAGCUCAAAUCUAACCCCAAGCGCCAGCCCUACCGGUUCGAGUCCGUGCUCACUGUGCUCAACAACGGGCUCGAGGAUCUGAAAUCUUGGAGGGUCUUCGUGGGGUUUAAGAACGAUGAGUACUUGGUCUCUGCCUCCAAUGCCGUUUUGGCAGACGGGACUAGCAUGCCUGGAAGUGUGGGAAACGGCACCGUUUUGGCUGGGUUUCCGAUGACCGAUCUGAAAACUGCGAUUAAGACUGCGGGAGACUUGACCCAGAUGGAGGUUCAGGUCAAAUUGGUCGGGACCCAAUUCGGUGUGGCCCCACCCAAGGUUCCUCUGCCCUCGAAUAUCUCUUUGGCCAAUGAUGGGUUUGUUUGCCUCAACGCCGUGCAAGGGACGAAUGAAAUGCAUGUCUGUUGCACCGUAGACACUAAGUUUAAAACAAACAUCACUGUAGAUGGAAAGUUCCUCCCCCGCCAAAAUGGAGAUCUUACAAUUAUGUAUGAUGUGACCAAUACUCAAGACUCAAAUUACUGGGCACAAGUUACAAUUGCCAACCAUAACCCCCUAGGCCGUCUUGAUAAUUGGAAAUUGAGCUGGGACUGGAUGGCAGAUGAAUUUAUAUUUGCAAUGAAAGGGGCGUAUCCAUCUAUUGUAGAUUCUUCUGACUGUAUAUUCGGCAGACAAAGUACAUACUACAAGGAUCUGGACUUCUCCACCGUAUUGAAUUGUGAAAAACGGCCAACCAUAAUUGACCUGCCUCCAACAAAGGCCAAUGACACUCUACUUGGUCUGGUCCCUAAUUGUUGCCGAAAUGGUACUAUCUUGCCACGAUCAAUGGAUCCAAGGAAAUCAAUGUCAUCAUUCCAGAUUCAAGUCUUUAAAAUGCCUCCAGAUCUUAACCGGUCCCAGUUCACACCGCCACAAAACUGGGCAAUCAACGGCACGCUCAACCCUGAUUAUGAAUGUGGCCCUCCUGUGCGGGUGAGUCCUAGUCAAUUUCCUGAUCGAAGUGGCUUGCCAGUGAAUUCAUCUGCGGUAGCUAGCUGGCAGGUUGUGUGCAAUAUUACACAGCUCAAGGGAGCAAGCCCUAGAUGCUGUGUUUCGUUUUCUGCUUUCUAUAAUGAUUCGGUCAUCCCAUGCAACACUUGUGCAUGUGGCUGCCCUAGUAAUACAGCUCGAACUUGUAGUACAACUGCACCAGCUAUGCUUCUUCCGCCGGAGACACUUCUUGUUCCCUUUGAGAACCGAACUGUCAAGGCAAAAGCUUGGGCUGAACUUAAACAUCUACCAGUUCCAAACCCGAUACCCUGUAGUGAUAACUGUGGGGUCAGCAUUAAUUGGCAUUUAUAUACAGACUACUCUCGUGGAUGGAGUGCAAGGGUCACACUCUUCAAUUGGGAUGAAACUUCUUUUGUUGAUUGGUUUGCUGCCGUGCAAAUGGAUAAAGCAGGCCCUGGUUUCGAAAAGAUGUACUCUUUCAAUGGAAGUACCUUGGAAUUGAAUGGUGUCAACAAUACUGUAUUCAUGCAGGGUCUUGAAGGAUUGAACUACCUUGUGGCAGAAACAGAUGCAGCCAACCCGCAGAAGGAUCCUAGGGUGCCUGGGAAGCAGCAAUCAGUCAUCUCAUUUACAAAGAAGAAGACUCCUGGAAUUAAUGUGAUUGGUGGAGAUGGGUUUCCGACAAAAGUAUACUUUAAUGGGGAGGAAUGCUCACUUCCUAAAAUAUAUCCAAGUAGUGGUAACAGAAAGAGUACACCGAUAAUGUUUUCAGUCCUCCUAAUGGUUGUAGCGUUCAUGGUGAUGUAG
Prunus armeniaca (apricot) is the source of this 1968-nucleotide messenger RNA. Lineage: Eukaryota; Viridiplantae; Streptophyta; Magnoliopsida; Rosales; Rosaceae. The record is from the annotation of a GenBank genome assembly.